UCUCCAUGGCAAUUGCUAUUCGCUCAUCGUCGGAUCUUUACCACAGAUGAUCUCUUUGAAACAAUCGUCCUGCUAGCAAUUGUUUUCCUUCAGUUUUAUACUAAUAUUUUGUUUUGUUUUGCACAGUUACUUUGCUGAAUACUUGCCAGUGCGUGAAUAGGAAACAGAGACACGGAAUGGAUCAGUACAGUAUUCUGGGAAGGAUUGGGGAAGGAGCUCACGGGAUUGUUUUCAAAGCCAAACACAUCGAGACAGGAGAGACGGUGGCUUUGAAAAAGGUUGCUCUGCGAAGACUUGAAGAUGGUAUUCCGAACCAGGCCCUGCGAGAAAUCAAAGCCCUGCAAGAGAUCGAGGACAACCAAUAUGUGGUGAAGCUGAAGGAUGUCUUCCCUCACGGCACAGGCUUUGUGCUGGUGUUUGAGUACAUGUUGUCAGAUCUGUCAGAAGUCAUUCGGAAUUCCCAGCGUCCUCUCACCGCAUCCCAGGUCAAAGGUUACAUGAUGAUGCUGCUGAAAGGAGUGGCUUUCUGCCACGAGAACUCCAUCAUGCACCGGGAUCUAAAGCCUGCAAACCUUCUAAUCAGCUCGACGGGUCACCUGAAGAUCGCUGACUUCGGUCUGGCCAGGCUCUUUUCUAAUGAAGGAGAUCGUCUGUACAGUCACCAGGUGGCCACCAGAUGGUACAGAUCACCCGAACUUUUGUAUGGUGCCCGGAAAUAUGAUGAAGGAGUUGAUCUCUGGGCAGUGGGCUGCAUUUUUGGGGAGCUGUUGAAUAACUCUCCACUUUUCCCUGGAGAGAAUGACAUUGAGCAGUUGUGCUGUGUUUUACGAGUGCUGGGAACUCCCAACCAGAAAGUUUGGCCAGAAAUAACAGAACUACCAGACUACAAUAAAAUCACGUUUAAAGAAAACCCCCCCAUUCCUUUGGAGGAGAUCGUGCCUGACACGUCACCACAAGCUGUGGACCUGCUGAAGAAGUUCCUCGUCUAUCCAUCCAAACAGAGGAUCAGUGCUAGACAGGCUUUGCUCCAUCCGUAUUUCUUCACGGACCCUCUCCCGGCUCAUCACUCAGAGCUGCCCAUCCCUCAGCGUGGAGGAAAGCACUCCAGACAGCGCAUGCAACCCCCUUAUGAAUUCACAGUGGAUCGACCUUUACACGAGAGCUUGGUGGACCCCAGUCUGAUCCAGAGACAUGCGCAGAGUUUUUUGUGACAGCGGUAUGAGCAUAAAUGUAGGGCUUUGUACUUUGUUUCACACCAGGAAGUGGCCCAUUAAGUCAUGCACAUUUAUUCAUUUUUAAGGACAAUAAAAAAAAAAAAAAAGUAAUUAUUUUAUAUGCUCUGUUGUACAGGAAAUAGGCUAUAUGUUUCAGUUUUCCUGAACAUACUUUUAGUGAACUCUCAAAUGGCACGUCUAGAUUUUCUGUGAUAUGUGAUUAAAUAUAAAAUAUUUACUUAAAAAGUCGUUAUUAUGACAAAAAGACAUAAUUAUGACUUUUUGUCGUUAUGCUUUACCAAAGCGUGGUUUGUCAUUUCUUGAGGAUGAAAAAAUAAAUAAAUGUGCAAAUUAUUUAUUAUAAUGCGCUAUUAUACAGGAAUAUGCUAUAUAAUGUUUUGCUGAAUAGACUUUUAUUAACUAGUUCACUAUUUCACGCACAGCAGCAGAAUAUGUUUGUCAGUCCUGUUUUUGAGUCCUUAACACGGUUAUGUUCACACAGAGUAUGGAUAUUUUUAGGCGUGACAACCGCAUUCUGUAACCGAACUCGCACUCGUAAAUUUUCAGGACUCAACCGCAUUCUCGGAAAACGUGCAGUGUGAACAGAACCGGAUUGGACAACUAGUUGUCUGUCAUGUCAGACAGUGCGAGAGAGAGUCGCUCUGCCUCACAAGCACGCGUCUAUUGCGUGUUUUCAUAUGUGGUUUCAGUAACUUACAGUGACGGAGAAAUGAGCUGUGAAAGUUUUCGAUUCAGUCAGUUUUUCUCCACCGGAACCACUCCCGUCAGAUUUGUGACUCAAAUGCUUCAUUACAUUUACAUUGUCAUUUAGCAGACGCUUUUAUCCAAAGCGACUUACAAAUGAG
This is a messenger RNA of Sinocyclocheilus grahami, 2080 nucleotides long. RefSeq names its product cyclin-dependent kinase 20. Gene Ontology annotation, cellular component: nucleus. The transcript is spliced from 8 exons. Gene Ontology annotation, molecular function: ATP binding; protein serine/threonine kinase activity. Lineage: Eukaryota; Metazoa; Chordata; Actinopteri; Cypriniformes; Cyprinidae. The record is from RefSeq and is a predicted model, not a curated record. The coding region runs from base 177 to 1211 and encodes 344 amino acids. Gene Ontology annotation, biological process: protein phosphorylation.